GUACCACAAAGACCAAAGUCUAGCGCCAUGGCGGAUGAGAUAGCAAAAGCUCAGGUUGCCCAGCCCGGCGGAGAUACAAUCUUCGGCAAAAUCAUUCGCAAGGAGAUUCCUGCAAAAAUAUUAUUUGAAGAUGAUCAGUGCAUAGCCUUCCAUGAUGUUACCCCACAGGCCCCUACUCAUUUUUUGGUUGUCCCAAGAAAACCAAUUGUGCAACUGUCAAAAGCAGAGGACAGUGAUGCGGCUCUCCUGGGCCACAUGAUGAUAGUGGCCAAGAAGUGUGCCGAGCAGAUUGGCCUGCCCAAGGGCUACAGGCUGAUCUUGAACGACGGGCCCGACGGUGGCCAGUCCGUCUACCACAUCCACAUCCACGUGAUGGGCGGACGCCAGUUGGGCUGGCCCCCCGGCUAACUGUCCACACAGACCGUCUACCGUCCUGACCGCCAUCCGUCAUCUCUUUAUCCCCAGAUAGUCCAAUGCUGUCCCGAUGCAACUUAUUUCACUGUCAGUAUGUCACGUAGACCUACUACUUAUUUCACUGUCAGUCUGUCACGUAGACCUAAUGUGAUGAUAUAUCAACGGUAAAUAAAUGCACUUCACAAGCGC
This is a messenger RNA of Salvelinus sp. IW2-2015, 603 nucleotides long. RefSeq names its product histidine triad nucleotide binding protein 1 (gene hint1). Gene Ontology annotation, molecular function: hydrolase activity. The record is from RefSeq and is a predicted model, not a curated record. Gene Ontology annotation, cellular component: cytoplasm; nucleus. Lineage: Eukaryota; Metazoa; Chordata; Actinopteri; Salmoniformes; Salmonidae. Gene Ontology annotation, biological process: purine ribonucleotide catabolic process.